CCUUUCAUUGAGGUGGUGGCCCUUUAGAGAUGUUGCAGAGAAAUUAUAAAUAGAAUUUUUACAUGGCAGUGUCUCUAGCUAGAGACCUACUGCCUUCUCUCUUCACUCAGCACCGGCCUCCACGAGGGCGGGCCAGCACAAGGGCAUCAAGGACAAGUAAACCCGAAUUAAAACGCUGGAUGGGAGCAGGUCCCAGGAAUCCGAGCUCCUAGGCUCCUUAGCGCCGGAAGAGCCCCCGGCUCUGGCCACGAAGCACGUCGGGAGUUGUAGUCGUCACCCCUGUCGGAGGUGGGAGGAGCUUGUGGGGUUUGCGCAGGCGCACACCUCCCGCCCGGCAGCAUGGCGGAGCUAGCCCAUCCUCAGAGCAAGAGAAAGCGCGAACUGGACGCCGAGGAGACGGAGGCAUCCAGCACAGAGGGAGAGCAAGCGGGCGUUGGGAAUGGGACUUCUGCCCCUGUCCGCUUACCUUUCUCCGGCUUUAGGGUCAAAAAAGUGCUGAGGGAGUCUGCGCGGGACAAAAUCAUUUUCCUGCACGGGAAGGUGAAUGAGGCAUCUGGGGACGAGGAUGGGGAGGAUGCUGUUGUGAUCCUAGAGAAGACGCCAUUCCAGGUGGACCAGGUGGCCCAGCUCCUGAAGGGCAGUCCUGAGCUCCAGCUCCAGUUCUCCAAUGAUAUCUACAGCACCUAUCACCUGUUUCCUCCAAGGCAACUCAGUGACGUGAAGACAACCGUGGUUUACCCUGCUACAGAGAAGCACCUACAGAAGUAUCUGCGCCAGGACCUCCACCUGGUCCGAGAGACGGGCAGCAACUACAGGAACGUCACCUUGCCCCACCUGGAGUCCCAGAGCCUGAGCAUCCAGUGGGUGUACAACAUUCUCGACAAGAAGGCUGAAGCCGACCGGAUUGUUUUUGAGAACCCGGAUCCGUCCAACGGCUUUGUCCUGAUCCCCGACCUCAAGUGGAACCAACAGCAGCUCGAUGACCUGUACCUGAUCGCCAUCUGCCAUCGCCGGGGCAUCAAGUCGCUUCGGGACCUCACCCCAGAGCACCUGCCGCUGCUCAGGAACAUUCUCCGGGAGGGGCAGGAGGCCAUCCUGCGGCGCUACCAGGUGGCGGCGGACCGGCUCCGCGUGUAUCUGCACUACCUGCCCUCGUAUUACCACCUGCACGUGCACUUCACCGCCCUGGGCUUCGAGGCCCCGGGCGCCGGCGUGGAGCGCGCCCACCUGCUGGCGGAGGUGAUCGACAACCUGGAGCAGGACCCCGAGUACUACCAGCGUCGCACGCUCACCUUUGCACUCCGGGCUGACGACCCCCUCCUGGCGCUCCUGCAGGAGGCCCAGAGAAGCUGAGAAGAGACCACCAUCCUUGUUGGGGAUGGGGGCAGCAGGGUUUUUUUGCACCAAGUGAAUUUUUUUUUUUUAAUGUAUUUUGUACUGGCUUUUUCCCAGCAUGAGAAUAAAGUAUCGGUCUCAUUCAGUAUGGACCCACAGUGUGGCCUGGGGAGGUGGAGUGGGCACACCCUAGUGGGGUGAAGGGGGGUGGGCACGGCCAACCUGGAGGGCUCCUGCAGGUCCCCUCCUGGCUGACGUCACGUCCUGGGCCUCCCUGCUUUCACUCCUUGCUGUCCUGCUACCACCUUUCUCUUCCUUCUUCCCACUUAGUGUUUCUUCCUGAUGGUCCACAUGUCUGGGAGUCCCCUCCAGAAAAAACCACAUAUGAAACGUUUCUGGAAGUAGUCUAUAGUCUUUCUGACAGCGCUUCCUCUUUCCCUCCACCAUUAGCUCACAUUUCCCAUGUGUGAGCCGGUCCUGCUGGUAAACUCUUGUUGACAGGGCUGGAGGCUGGCCUGGAAGUGGAAGGCCUUAAUCAGAAUCAGGUGACGCAAGCCCAAGACUCCUGCCUUUGCUUCUGUUCCUUGGUCAGUGAGCCUGUGGCCUUGAGUUCGUUAUCUGGACAGGAAGGCAAAACACACUGCCACAGAGCGGAAGAUAAACCCAGUGUCCCAGCGGGGCACAGUGACCUAUGGUUGAAGUGAAAUCAGAAAGCCCUGAGUCACGGGUCAAGGUGUGACCGCUGUCCUAGGUCCCUGACCACAGAAUUGCCAGGCCAGGAAGGAACUUCAAAGCGCCCAAGGCUGAUAGCCUGUAGGAAGCCAUCAAGGGCGCAUCUGGCAAAGUGACGUCUCACUGCUCCAGCAGAGCGGCGACACGGGUGCAGACAUUGGUGACGUGUAGUUAAACCCACGAGGCCCUCUUCCCAGACGCAUCACGCUGGGGCCGCAUUUGCUCUUCGGUCAACGUGGGGCUAUGAGUUACCACAUCUUGCUUCCUCAGGACACACUACCAGGGGAGGUAGGAUGUGGGUCUUGCAGAGGGAAAGGAGGAUGAAAACAGAGGCAGAAGAGGCGGGGUGGCCCUUAUUCUGCAUACCCUGGACCGAGAACCAGGAGACCCGAUUCACAGCCAAGCUCCAUUCGCUUGUUCCUCACCUUGCUUAUUAAACACGUACUGCACCAAACCCAAGGCCUCCUGAGCCUGUUUCUUUGUCAAGGGGUGCAGGGAUGAGGAUCCACUACAGAGGGAUCUGCUGGUGAUCGUACACGCAGCAGGCCAGAGCGGCAUGGUUGCAAUGGAAUCCAAACCUUUGACUCACAUGCCUUUUGAGCCAAUGUCCUAAGGGCUGGGAACCCAGAGACGACUAUAAAGCAGCUCCCAGCCUCCCAGGCUAGGGGGCAGACAGACAGUCAGUCCUCAGCCCGAGGGAUGCAGAAUGAGAACCGUCUCCUCUGCCUUAGCUUUCCUCCUGCCUUCACGUAGCAGAACCCCACCCAGCUCCCCACCUCCGCUGAGACAGCAUCCUGAGCAGAAAGUCCUUAAGCCUCAGCACCGCUUGACUGAUGAGCCACCACCAGCCCUCUCUGACGGCAUGGGCGUCUGUCCCUGUGCGUUUAGCUGCGUGUCCUUGGUGAGUGUCUGCACUCCUGCAGCGGAGGUGAGUGUCACCUUCUCAUAAACUUCGGAAGCUCCCUACCGGCGCCAGGCCCCAGUCCUUGGCCGACUUUCUCCCUGGCUGGGUUGGGAGGGAGGAGAGCGAUUGGAGACGUGACUGCUUUUCCUCGGCUCCUCAGUUUGCCCAAAAGUUUCCUCACAGGGCAAAAUUGCUGAGUGUUCUAUAUUUGUCAACAUUCCUUCAUGAAACUGAGAAAAAUAACAUUUCAGGAAGAGUUGGACAGUUAGCUCCACGUUGCCUAGUUCUGUUGAACACACAUCCUGGGAGUGGAGAAACAAAUCAAGAAACAGUUGCGAACAAAGUAAUAUUUGAAAAUGUUUCUCUUGGGAUAUUUGUAUUUCCAAACGAGUUUAACGGAUCUGUUUUAUUUCUGAACAGGCUGAUGUGGGUCUUUUAACUCUUCCUUCUCAGAAAGGACUAAAUCUUUAUUCCAAACAUGUAUAUAGAACCCUAAAAGGACCUUUCUUCUUUAAGAAGAUGGUGAUAAUUAACAGUAGCUGUUUUCAGAAAAUCCUCACAUAGCAAAAUAAAUGUUGGCAACCCU
Molecule: messenger RNA, 3557 nt
Organism: Capra hircus (goat)
Lineage: Eukaryota; Metazoa; Chordata; Mammalia; Artiodactyla; Bovidae
Gene: DCPS
Product: decapping enzyme, scavenger
Exons: 6
Coding region: 340-1353 (337 amino acids)
Biological process (GO): deadenylation-dependent decapping of nuclear-transcribed mRNA
Cellular component (GO): nucleus; P-body
Molecular function (GO): hydrolase activity; RNA 7-methylguanosine cap binding
Source: RefSeq, a predicted model, not a curated record